UUUCGAGCGUUUUUCUCUGACGCACCGGAAAGCGGUCAUCCGAAAAAAUACGUCACUUGAUGUAAGUUUUCCCGCGGUUCUGGUGUUUGACUGGACUGAAGUCAUUUCGGGUUUUAUUUCUUGUGUGGUUUGUCCUAAACAUCCGCAAUGACAGGCGUUUAUGAAUCCCCAAAGCCCAGAAUCAAUGUGUCGAUGUUGUCUCAAUACAUUAGUCGACCAGUCUGCUUCGUUGGACGCUUGGAAAAGGUCCAUCCAUCAGGAAAGGUUCUUACGCUUACAGAUGGAGAAGGAAAGACUGCAUCAGUGGAGCUUAAUGAACCUCUGGAUGAGGAGCUGAGUGGGAUUGUAGAGGUUAUUGGAAUGGUGUCCAACAAAGGAACAAUCAUGGCUGUUUCACAUACUCAGUAUCGUGAGGACAAAGUCUCUUUUGAUCUGGAGCUGUACAACGAAGGCCUGAAAGUUCUUCAUGACUUUCCCCAGCAUUACCCGUUUGAGGUUACAUUAAGCGGUUAAACAGCACUUUUAAUUUAAUUUGACAGUUUUUGUAUAAUUGGAUAUUUUCUGUGUUUGUAAAAAAAAUAUGUAAACAGUUGUCCAGUGUUUGUUACUUGAAAUAAAACAUAAAACACA
This is a messenger RNA of Ctenopharyngodon idella (grass carp), 630 nucleotides long. It is a transcript of the gene rpa3, whose product is annotated as replication protein A3. The record is from RefSeq and is a predicted model, not a curated record. The transcript has 4 exons. Gene Ontology annotation, cellular component: DNA replication factor A complex; site of double-strand break; nucleus. Gene Ontology annotation, molecular function: single-stranded DNA binding; damaged DNA binding. The coding region runs from base 148 to 513 and encodes 121 amino acids. Gene Ontology annotation, biological process: double-strand break repair via homologous recombination; mismatch repair; nucleotide-excision repair. NCBI's taxonomy places the organism in Eukaryota, Metazoa, Chordata, Actinopteri, Cypriniformes, Xenocyprididae.